AUGGCCGGAGCGCAAACAUUAUAUUCUCUACCGGCUCUCUCACAGCUGGCGCUUCCAGGACGGCAGCGACAGGAGCUUAAAACGGCGGAUUUGCUGCUCCUCGCACUGUCUCAACGACAGUCUGGGGACGGGCCUAGCAAGAACUCAGCAGAUGGGGAAAGCAGGGGGUUCAUGGGUCGAGCGGUGAAGUGGGAGGAGGUGGUGGGGAGCGUGGCAGCGCGGCGAGACGUGCGACUGGCAGUGCUGCACGCGCUGAGAAGGAAGCGGGUGGACGAGGCAGUCGAUCUGCUCUGCUCUCUCUCAGUGCUGGGGCUAUCCCCAAGGAAGCUAGCAGUGAGCGACCAGGUGUAUCAAGCAUGCGUCGCCACCGCCAACCUGCCGCUCGUAAUGCGCUUCAUCCUUCAACUGCCAUCUGCAAGCUCGGUGGAUUACAACAAGGCCCUCAAGGAGUGUGCCAGGCAGGGCAGGCUUUCGCCCCUUUCAGACUGCCAACUCACCCACUGUCCUGUUCCUCCUUCUCCCAUCGCAGCUUCAUCCUUCACCUGCCAUCUGCAAGCUCGGUGGAUUACAACAAGGCCCUCAAGUAGUGUGCCAGGCAGGGCAGGCUUUCGCCCCUUUCAGACUGCCAACUCACCCACUGUCCUGUUCCUCCUUCUCCCAUCGCAGCUUCAUCCUUCACCUGCCAUCUGCAAGCUCGGUGGAUUACAACAAGGCCCUCAAGGAGUGUGCCAGGCAGGGCAGGCUUUCGCCCCUUUCAGACUGCCAACUCACCCACUGUCCUGUUCCUCCUCCCAUCGCAGCUUCAUCCUUCACCUGCCAUCUGCAAGCUCGGUGGAUUACAACAAGGCCCUCAAGGAGUGUGCCAGGCAGGGGAAGCUACAACUAGCCCUGACUCUCUUCCACGCACUCAGAAGGGGGUGCAGAGCAGGAGGAAGUGGGGGUGGUGAUAGCAGCAGCAGCAGCAGCAGCAGCAGCAGCAGCAGCAGCAGCAGCAGCAGCAGUGGUACCAGGAAGUCAGCUGGAGAAGAUUUGUUGCCACCUCCUGGCGUUUCACCUGAGGUUUCUCCUGAGGGGGGCGCGUUACCUGAAAUAGCACAUGGAGUGGCACCUGAUAUGUUCACGUACCGCUCCAUGAUGGAUGCUUGUGCCGCUUGCGGAGCCGGCACUACGGCCUCUGAAAUACUCCAGGCUAUGGUGGAGGAGGACGGGGUGGUACCCAACACCUACGUGGUCAACAGUGCACUCAACGCGUGCAUCAGUGACUGGGAUGCCACGUGGUCGCUCUGGUUCCGCAUGGAGGAAUCUCAAGAAACGCUAAUUCUCCGUUCCCUCCUCCUCUCUGUGCCCCCUUGCCCGUCCCUCCCAACCAGUGCUUUUGGAGUAGUAUCCGUCCUUCCCCCACCGCACCACCUUCACUUCUAUAUCUCCCUUGUCGCUCUUCUCUUGCCAUUCUGCCACCCACCCCCUUUCCCAUCUCUGCCAAACUGCGCUUUCGGGAAUCGACCCCCCUCACCACCUUCACCAUGCUUCGCAAGCCCUCUCGUUCACAGUCCGGGCUAUUCCCCUCGCCGUUCUUCUCUUUCCGUUCUGCCAUCCCCUUUUGAGUCGACUAAAAAGUCUUCUCUUUCUGUUCUGCCAUCCCCUUUUGAGUCGACUCAAAAGUCUUCUCUUUCUGUUCUGCCAUCCCCUUUUGAGUCGACUCAAAAGUCUUCUCUUUCUGUUCUGCCAUCCCCUUUUGAGUCGACUCAAAAGUCUUCUCUUUCUGUUCUGCCAUCCCCUUUUGAGUCGACUCAAAAGUCUUCUCUUUCUGUUCUGCCAUCCCCUUUUGAGUCGACUCAAAAGUCUUCUCUUUCUGUUCUGCCAUCCCCUUUUGAGUCGACUCAAAAGUCUUCUCUUUCUGUUCUGCCAUCCCCUUUUGAGUCGACUCAAAAGUCUUCUCUUUCUGUUCUGCCAUCACCUUUUGCACCUCCCUACCAGCGCCUCGGUGUGCAACCCGACGCCACCACCUUCAACACGCUGCUUAAGGCCUGCGCUGCCCACUGCCGCCCGGAUGCCGCCCAGCUGCUGUACGAGCAGCUGAGGGCGCUGGAGGAGCGAGAAGAAAGGGCUGGGAACAACCACAGCAGCAGCCAGCACACCAGCAGCCAACACAGCAGCAGCAAGAACAGCAGUAAUCAUGCCAGCGAGAACAGCAGUGCCAGCAGCAGCAGGGACAACAGCAGCACCAGUGACAGCAGCAGCAGCAGCGACAGCAGAAGCAGCAGCAGCAGCAGCAGUCGCCCCAGGUACCUAGACGUGUACACAUACAGCACAGUCAUCCAGAUCCUCGCGCAGGCUGGCCGCUUCCAAGCCGCCUUCGCCGUGAAAUCCGACAUGGACCAAUCAGGCGUGCGCGCCAACGUGGUGACGUGGACGUCUCUGAUUGGUGUGUGCGCGCACGCGGGAUUUGUGGACCACGCGUUUAGGGUUUUUGACGAGAUGGUAGGUUCGGGAUGUGAGGCGACCACUGCUGUGUAUAACCUGAUGAUUGACAUGUGCGCCGAAGCUGGGCUGGAGGAUCGGGCGGUGGGGUUGCUUCGGGAGAUGCAGGCUGGGGGGAGGAAGGGGGGGAUGAGGGUGGGGGAGGAGAGGGGGGAUGAGGAGGGUGGAGUGGAGCAAGGGGUUUCAGUUGCUGCAUCGUCUCCUGUCUCCUCCUCCUCCACCUCCUCCUCCUCCUCCUCCUCCUCCUCCUCCUCCUCCUCCUCCUCCUCCUCCUCCUUCUCCUCCUCCUCCCCCUCCCCCUCCUCUCCCCCCUCCUCCUCAUGCGCCCCCGAUAUAAUCACAUUCAACACAGUCAUCAAGGCGUGCACAGGGAGUCCCCAGCGCGCGCGGGCGUUUGUGGGGGAGAUGAGAGCGGCGGGGAUACAGCCGAACGAGCGCACGUGGGUGGCACUGCUGGAUUGCCACGGGACGAAUGCUGAUACCACUGCUGCUGUGCAGGUGGGUGUGGGCACUGGGGGGCGAUGCUGCUGUCUAGGAGUUUCAAGACAUGCGUUUCAAGACAUGCAAGCAGCAGGGUUCAAGGCGGACGUAGUGGCAUACACUGCUGUCAUCAAGGCGUGCAUUCGCGGAGGAGACUGGGACCGUGCGUUUGGCUUCUAUGACAGAAUGAAGGCUGAGGGAGUCAGGCCCAACCUGGUCACAUUCAACACUCUCCUUCGCCUUCGCUUGCAAGCCGACACUCUCCCACCCUCCUCCUCCUCCUCCUCCUCCUCCUCCUCCUCCUCCUCCUCCUCCUCCUCCUCCUCCUCCUCCUCCUCCCCCCCCCCCUCUUCCCCCUAUCCCUCCUCCCAAUUCCCCCCCUCGCCUCUCCCUUCCUCCUCCCGAAUUCCGCGCCUGACUGCCAUUGGCGCAUCAGCAGCAGCCAAUCAGAGGCGCAUUCAGCGGCUGCUGCUGGUGUAUGAGGAGAUGAGGCAGGCGGGGUGA
Messenger RNA from Closterium sp. Naga37s-1, 3465 nucleotides. The record is from the annotation of a GenBank genome assembly. Lineage: Eukaryota; Viridiplantae; Streptophyta; Zygnematophyceae; Desmidiales; Closteriaceae.